Aspergillus viridinutans is the source of this 1047-nucleotide messenger RNA. Its product is annotated as putative endo-1,4-beta-glucanase. The coding region runs from base 1 to 1047 and encodes 348 amino acids. Gene Ontology annotation, molecular function: cellulose binding. Gene Ontology annotation, cellular component: extracellular region. Lineage: Eukaryota; Fungi; Ascomycota; Eurotiomycetes; Eurotiales; Aspergillaceae. The record is from RefSeq and is a predicted model, not a curated record. The transcript has 2 exons. Gene Ontology annotation, biological process: carbohydrate metabolic process.
AUGAGACACGUUCAAUCCACUCAGCUGCUUGCAGCACUUCUCUUCACCACUCAAGUCGCAGCUCAUGGCCAUGUUACAAACAUCGUGAUCAACGGUGUUUCGUACCGUGGAUGGGAUAUUAAUUCUGAUCCCUACAAUUCUAAUCCGCCGGUGGUGGUGGCGUGGCAGACCCCCAACACGGCAAAUGGCUUCAUCUCCCCAGACGCGUAUGGAACGAACGAUAUCAUCUGUCACCUCAACGCCACCAACGCGCGCGGGCAUGCUGUGGUCGCUGCCGGCGACAAAAUAUAUAUUCAAUGGACAACUUGGCCGGAUUCCCACCAUGGACUGGUGAUUGACUACCUGGCUAGCUGCGGUUCGAGCUGCGAGACGGUAGACAAGACGACUCUGGAGUUCUUCAAGAUUGAUGGUGUUGGAUUGGUGGAUGACUCAACCCCACCGGGGGUCUGGGGCGACGAUCAGUUGAUCGCGAAUAACAACUCGUGGCUUGUGGAGAUCCCCCCGACGAUUGCACCGGGCUACUAUGUCCUUCGACAUGAGCUGAUCGCUUUGCAUGGAGCUGGAAGUGAAAACGGAGCCCAGAACUACCCCCAAUGUUUUAACCUUCAGAUUACAGGAUCAGGGACGGCGCAACCAUCCGGUGUGCAGGGUACAAAGCUCUACUCACCCACGGAUCCGGGCAUUCUGGUCAAUAUCUAUACCUCGCUUUCGACGUAUAUAGUUCCGGGCCCGACUCUCAUUCCCGGUGCUGUGUCAGUCGUGCAGUCCAGUUCUACCAUCACUGCUUCGGGAACGCCUGUGACCGGCUCUGGAAGUGCCCCAACUACCAGCGCGCCGACAACCACAAAGGCAACUACAACACUGUCCACGACAACCACGGCUACGACGACCAAAGCUACGACCACGGCGGCCGGUUCAACUUCUCUUCAAUCGGUCUACGGCCAGUGCGGUGGCAGUGGAUGGUCUGGGCCCACAGCCUGCUCUACCGGAGCCACAUGCAGUUCCUACAACAGCUACUACUCCCAGUGCAUUCCAACCGCCUCCUAG